Cladophialophora psammophila CBS 110553 is the source of this 3267-nucleotide messenger RNA. RefSeq lists its product as uncharacterized. Gene Ontology annotation, molecular function: protein binding. The record is from RefSeq and is a predicted model, not a curated record. The transcript has 3 exons. Lineage: Eukaryota; Fungi; Ascomycota; Eurotiomycetes; Chaetothyriales; Herpotrichiellaceae. The coding region runs from base 1 to 3267 and encodes 1088 amino acids.
AUGGCUGGUAAUCAAUAUCGCCAGCAAUGGCAGCAAAACCCAGCGCCCUCGUACCAAUACGACAGCGGAAAUAACCAGAGACAAUGGCAAGAGAGUGGGAGAGGCCAGGGCUCUUAUACCCAGGAACAUCAACGCUAUAAUGACUAUCCACAGAGUCGUAAUGGUUACGCCCAAGGUCCGGCGCCGGCGCCGACGGGUUACGAUCGAAAUGGGCAGUGGGAAGCCCAACAUCAAUAUCCUCAGCAAAGUGGCCAUGAAGCACAAUAUUAUGAAAACGGCGGGGCCUAUUCACAGCCCCCGCGGCCAGAUCAGUACGAUCAAGGUCCUCCUCCCGACCGCCAAUAUCAAUAUGACGAGCGAUAUCGCACCCACGGGCAAGGCAGACCUCCACCGCCAGAUCACAGCUAUUCUGAUGGCCAGAGACCACCAAGAAAUCAAUGGUCGGAGCCUUCCACUCCACAAAAGAGACCCAGGCCCCGCGACCGCAUCUUGACUGAACCUACGUCCCCCAAAAAUCUGGCCUGGGACAAUCCAUUUGGGGCUUUCCCUCCCAAGAAGAAGCCAGAUGACAGGGUGAGGCACGAGAGACAUGCCAGUCUGGACCACGCAAUGGCGAAUCUCAACAUGAAUGAACACCGUCCCAGUGGCGGACCUGAAACCCGACCUCAUACUUCCAACAGUCAGAGAAAAGAAGCAUCUCGCCCUAGUACUUCGCACGACCGGCAUGGCCGUCACCCAGAUAUCGGGCAGCCGCCGCUUCCGAUGCAGGGCUAUCCAAUGCCUCCCGGUCGAAGCUCGCCAGAGAUGAAUUAUCAACAGCCACCAGUUCCCAGACCUCAAGGAGGGAUAAACAGUUCGUGGGUGCGGCCGGCAGGACCUUCACGAGGUCCCCCGCCGCCUAUGAAUAGAAAUGGACCUCGUCCUACCCCUCAGACUGGGAUGGAGGACUUUAACUCCCGGGCCAACAACAACGCUCCAGGCAACUAUCCACCCCCAGAUCGUCGCGGCAACAAUUACAUCCAUGACGAGGGUUAUGCCUCGGACUACAUUCCACAGUCAAGGGCGCAUGUUUCACCAAUUGAGCGUGUCCCGCAGGGAAGUCAGCCCAGACCUGCGCCUCAGCAAGGUUACCAUGCCAACUCAUAUCGAGAUUUUCCCCCUAACGGCACCACUGAAGUCAGUCAACCGAGAAAUAAUGAAAUGCCAGACUUUGAUGCUAUUCCGACCCGGGCAAAUGAGAAGAGUGAGAACCACAUGAUUGCAAAUCAACAAUCGGGUCUUGGCCAGCACAUCUAUCAGAAACCAACUUAUCAAGUGCCGGGUGCAUUUCCAGGUCAGAUUGACACUAUGCAGUCUAUGCCUCCUCCAAACCAGACUACUUCUCCACUCGCGGAGUUUUCGUUCGAUUUGCCCAGCACUUCUCAACCAGUGCCAGCUAGCAGAAAUGACAACUCUGCACAAGCUCCAUCCUAUCGUGGAGUGUACGGUGGACAGGACAAUUUUGGCUCAGGAGGGCCUCCAAGGGGGGCAUACGGGGAUAUACAACCUCAGGAGUUGCCCGGCCCGCAGUAUCCGCCGCCUCGUGCUGCCAGUCGGAACGGUAUGAAAGCGUCCAUGGAAAGUGAUGCCUCAAGACCCCCGCUGCCAAACAAUGGCCAACCCUAUCGAUCCUUCAGUCAAGAUCAGUAUCCUGUCAGGCCACACACAAGCAAUGCACAACGGCCACCGCAACAAAGUUACGAAAUGAUGAAUCCAUAUGAUCAGGAUCACGGGCCUGAGAACCGAGCUCCUUCAGCACCCACAGCGCCUGUGGGCCCCAUAUCGUAUGAUCAAGGUUAUGGGUACCCGGAGCAGAGUCAAGAGUAUCAACGUCCAUAUGGACAGGGCCCACCACCGCGCAAGGCGUCCCAAGACAAUUACGCCGGCCCUGGCAGAUCCAACGCUUCCGACUCCGCACAUCCUGUGCCCGUUAGGCAUUAUCCGACCCCAAAUGCAGAAAGCAACCCGGAUGCACUACCAGCACAUCCUACACCAGUGAGAGCAGGACUGAAAGACAGCAAUGGGUAUCCAUCAGGUCAAACGCCCCCGGCUCAGCCUAACCCGGGGCGAGAGGUUCCAGGGCCUUCCCCGCCCGUCACCGCUCAAGAACUCAACAGUCUCCGCGAGAUGUACAGUAGAAAUCCAAGCGACCAUGCUCUCGGUCUGAAGCUGGCAAAGAAGAUGGUCGAAGCGGCCAAGGUUCUUUCAGACGAGAAUGGGAGGGCGGACCAGAAGACAACACAAAAGAACCGAGAAAAAUACAUAUUCGAUGCACACAAACUGAUCAAGAAAUUGGUGGCAGCCAACUAUCCUGACGCAAUGUUCUACCUGGCCGAUUGCUAUGGACAAGGAAUGUUGGGACUUGCUGUGGACCCGAAAGAGGCCUUUUCUCUCUACCAGUCGGCGGCGAAGCUCAAUCACCCCCAAAGUGCAUAUCGAGUAGCAGUUUGCUGCGAAUUGGGGACCGAAGAAGGCGGCGGAACGCGACGCGACCCUCUGAAGGCGAUGCAAUGGUACAAAAGAGCUGCAACCUUGGGAGACACCCCAGCUAUGUACAAGAUGGGGAUGAUAUUGUUGAAGGGAUUGCUUGGGCAACAAAAGAAUCCACGUGAAGCAGUGUCGUGGUUGAAGAGGGCCGCUGAACGCGCCGACAAGGACAAUCCUCAUGCGUUGCAUGAGUUGGGCUUACUUUAUGAAUCGGCCUCGUCCACGGACCAUAUCGUGCGCGACGAGAAAUACGCCUUUCAACUGUUCCAACAAGCCGCAGAACUGGGAUACAAAUACUCACAGUUUCGACUUGGAUCGGCAUACGAGUACGGAUUGCUCGGUUGCCCGAUCGACGCUCGCCAAAGUAUCGCAUGGUACACUCGAGCAGCCGCCCAAGGGGAGCACCAGUCAGAAUUGGCAUUGAGCGGCUGGUACUUGACAGGAUCGGAACCAUUGCUUACGCAGAGUGAUACCGAGGCGUUCUUGUGGGCGCGGAAGGCCGCCAGUUCGGGACUUGCGAAGGCAGAGUACGCGAUGGGAUACUUCUACGAGGUAGGUAUCGGCACGACGGGGGAUAUUGACGAAGCAAAACGUUGGUAUUACAGGGCAUCUGCACAAAAUUUUACCAAAGCACGAGAAAGGCUGGAGGAGCUAAAGAGAGGAGGACCCAAGCAGCAAAAGACACGAAUGUCGCGGUCAAACGUUAACAGGCAGACCGAAGGGGAUUGUGUGGUCAUGUAA